Messenger RNA from Aureobasidium subglaciale EXF-2481, 1089 nucleotides. RefSeq lists its product as uncharacterized. NCBI's taxonomy places the organism in Eukaryota, Fungi, Ascomycota, Dothideomycetes, Dothideales, Saccotheciaceae. Gene Ontology annotation, cellular component: mitochondrion. The record is from RefSeq and is a predicted model, not a curated record. The transcript has 5 exons. Bases 27 to 923 code for a protein of 298 amino acids.
CACGAUGUGACUUGUACCAUUCAAAGAUGCUGGCAACAAGAUUGUUUGCGGGAUCGCGACUCGCAUUCCAACCGCUCAGUACACGCGCCUUCUCGUCGAGCCCGACCAAUGCCAACCUGAAGCUCGCCUACGACUUUUACGAGGCCGAGAAGCCUGACGCCAAAAAGGAUCCGAUUGUCUUCAUCCAUGGCCUCUUUGGCUCCAGGAAGAACAACCGGAGCAUGAGCAAAGUGUUUGCUCGUGAUCUCAACCGUCCCGUCUACGCCAUUGACUUGCGCAACCACGGCGAAUCGCCUCACGAUCCAAGACACGACUACACUGCUCUCGCUGAGGAUGUCGAAGGCUUCUUACAAGAGCACAAAAUUGAGCGUCCUGCGCUGAUCGGCCACUCCAUGGGCGCCAAAACAGUCAUGGCAGUCGCACUACGUGGCAAGGUGAAGAUCUCGAGUUUGAUCCCUGUCGACAAUGCACCAGUCGACGCAGCCUUGAAGAGCGACUUUGGAAAGUACAUCCAGGCCAUGCGCAAGAUCGAAGACGCAAACAUACAGAAGCAGUCCGAGGCUGAUGCCAUCCUGGCCGAAUUUGAACCGAAUAUUGGUGUGCGCCAGUUCCUCCUGACCAACCUCGCCCGUGGCAAGGACGGUAUCCAGAGGUUUCGCAUACCUGUCAAGUACCUAGCAAGCGCUCUCGAUAACAUGGCCGACUUCCCCUUCAAGGACCCUGAAGAGGCGCGAUGGGAGGGUCCAACUCUGUUCGUUAGAGGAACAAAGAGCCAUUAUGUGGCAGACGAAACACUCCCAAUCGUUGGGAGAUUCUUUCCUACUUUCAAGGUCGCAGAUGUUGAUAGCGGACAUUGGGUCAUCAGCGAGAAGCCUCAAGAAUUUAGAGACGCCGUGGUCGACUUCUUGCAAGACGCAGAAUAGUAUUGUAUAUAAAAGCUGAAUCAUAUCAAGCUUGUUUCCAAAUCAAAUAAAGUCGUUCGAGCGGAAGUGUCGAGAAGAUGUGUUGUGCGUGGUAUCAUAAAACUGAAAUUGGAAAAUUCGGAAGGCUUUUGACGAUUCUUUUUUUGCCAUGAAAAGUAGCUAACAC